AUGCCCAGCGCGCUUAACGGUGUCAGCGCCCGCGGCGGCAACACCAGGACCGGCGGUGGUGCGCCUCGGCGUGCGUCGGGCUCCGAGACGAUAGGUCGGCGUGUCCUCGCGGACAUUGAGUGGUGGCGCGUCGAUGGGAACCCAGGCGCGGUCGACGUGAUGGAUGGCGUCGACGAGAACCUCGCGACGAUCCCUGACGAGCCACAAGCGGCCCAGGACACGCAGACGGAGGAUGCGCAGGCCCGCAUGCAGCCCGCUGUCGGGUUUGCGCCUGGAGGAGAUUCCCAUAUCGUCGCGACUACCGCGCAGUUUGCGACACUCUCCAUUACGCCCCACACUCCGGCGCGUCGCCACGGGCAAGAUGGAUCGUUCUCGUCCGUGGAGUCGACCCCAGAGAGGCGUGACAGGGAUGACGACGUCGACAUGGCGGAUGGCACCUCCACCGAACCGGAGGAUAGCCUCCCCAUGCCGUUCGUGCUUCCCCCAGCCCCCGAACGUGCCGUGCGCGCACCUAUACUUGUAGCCCGCGCCCACUCGUUCGCAGACGUGUUCUCGCUGCAUCACGACUAUGACGAACACGACAUGGACGACCCCUUCGUCCUCGACUGGACCGUGUCUCCCCUAUCGUCGGUCUGCACGCAAUUCCUCGACUAA
This is a messenger RNA of Schizophyllum commune H4-8, 654 nucleotides long. RefSeq lists its product as uncharacterized. The transcript has 2 exons. Bases 1 to 654 code for a protein of 217 amino acids. The record is from RefSeq and is a predicted model, not a curated record. NCBI's taxonomy places the organism in Eukaryota, Fungi, Basidiomycota, Agaricomycetes, Agaricales, Schizophyllaceae.